Molecule: messenger RNA, 1561 nt
Organism: Brassica oleracea var. oleracea
Lineage: Eukaryota; Viridiplantae; Streptophyta; Magnoliopsida; Brassicales; Brassicaceae
Product: methyltransferase-like protein 2
Exons: 8
Coding region: 53-1297 (414 amino acids)
Cellular component (GO): nucleus; RNA N6-methyladenosine methyltransferase complex
Molecular function (GO): nucleic acid binding; methyltransferase activity
Source: RefSeq, a predicted model, not a curated record
UUGGAGGGUUUUGUUUGAAGCAGAGGUUAAAGAAGAGAUUGAACAGCCGUUAAUGGCGAAACCUGAUCAGCUUACUCGCUUCCUUGAUUCAGGUAUCUACGAAUCCGACGAUUCUAAAUGGUUAUUCUUAGACCCAGUUCGUAUAAUCAACCGUUCGCACACUCGAUUUAGGGUUUCACCUUGUGCUUACUACUCUCGUUGCUUCAACUCAAAGCAUCUCAAUCCACAAAACGAACUUCCUAAUCCGAGAAAGCGUAAACGGAAUAAGCAGAAAAACCCUAGCUUUCACCUUCCUAGUGCAGCAGAGCAAGCUUCUAAUCUUCGUCAUCAGGAGGCGAGGCUGUUUUUAUCUGAAGCGUAUGAAUCGCUUUUAGAGGAAACCGAGUUGUUAAGUUUAGUAAAGGGUCUAAGUAGUGACGAUGAUGAUGGUUUGUUGAGGACCAAGUGUUGUGAAGACGAUGAAGUCUCUUUUGUUGAGCUUGGAGGAGUGUGGCAAGCUCCUCUGUACGAGAUAACACUGAGUUUGAAUCUACAUUGUGAUGAUAACAAAGAGAAGUGCAGUGAAGAGAGAGUGUUCAAGGUGUUCAAUAACCUAGUAGCGAACGAGACAGAAGAAGAAGUUGAUGCUGAGUUUUCCAACCGGAGAUAUAUAGUGCCUAGAAAGAGCUGCUUCUACAUGUCUGAUUUACUGCACCUCCGAAACCUUGUUCCUGCUAAACAUGAAGAAGGCUUCAAUCUUAUAGUUAUUGAUCCGCCCUGGGAAAAUGCAAGCGCUCAUCAGAAGUCAAAGUAUCCGACUUUACCAAACAGAUACUUCUUAUCCCUCCCAAUCAAACAGCUUACUCAUGCUGAAGGAGCUCUCGUGGCUUUGUGGGUGACCAAUAGAGAGAAAUUACUUAACUUUGUUGAGAAAGAGCUAUUCCCUGCGUGGGGAGUUAAGUACGUUGCUACAAUGUAUUGGUUAAAGGUGAAACCAGACGGUACAAUGAUUUGCGAUCUGGACCUUGUCCAUCAUAAACCUUAUGAAUAUCUAAUACUAGGCUACCGCUUUACCGAGCUUGCAGAAUCAAAACACAGGUCAGAUUUUGAACUCUUGGAUAAGAACAAAAUAAUCAUAAGCAUCCCUGGAGAUUUUUCGAGGAAACCCCCAAUUGGAGAGAUACUAAAGAAACAUGUUCCCGGGUCUCAACCAGCUCGGUGCCUUGAGCUAUUUGCUAGAGAAAUGGCAGCUGGAUGGACCUCUUGGGGAAACGAACCGCUUCGCUUCCAGGACUCGAGAUACUUCUUGAAAGAUUAAUGGGAUGCAUUAACAAGCAGGUUUUAGCCAGAAGAAUACUGUGGCUUGGGCCUAUUUUCAUUGUGGGGACAUAGUGAGGAGUCCUUUGGGCAGGACUAUAAUCCUGUGAAACGACACCGUUGAAGGAGCAGACGGUUUUAAAAAGUCGAGAAGCCUGAAAGAGCUACAGUUAGAUUAUUGUCUGAGAGAGUCAGAACUGUACCAUCAUUUUUCUUUUGACAUCAUUGUACCAUCAAUUUAGUAAGCUUAUUUUUUCUCCUGUCA